GACCGAUAUCUUUUACCUUUACGCAACAGACAGUCCCGAGCAAGGGUGGACGGUUUUUGUCGAAAACUAUCGUUAAGUCUAGAUAAUUUCGUAGAAAAAUGUUACGUCUCGUGGUAGGACGCAUCGGAUCCUCUGUAAGAAAUACUACGAUACCUCGUGCUACGAUUGUUGGCACUCAGUCUUAUAGAAAUUCACACGGUUCUACUGAAUCUGAUGAAGAAUUCGAUGCACGAUAUGAAAGUUUUUUCAGUCGUCCGGAUAUCGAUGGCUGGGAGACUCGAAAAGCAAUGAACGAUUUGGCUGGUAUGGACUUGGUUCCUGAACCCAGAAUUAUCUGUGCAGCAUUAAGAGCUUGUAGACGAAUAAAUGAUUAUGCAUUGGCUGUUAGGUUCUUAGAAUCUAUUAAAGACAAAUGCGGUCCAUAUGUCAACACUAUUUACCCAUACAUUCUUCAAGAGAUAAGGCCUACCUUAGAUGAAUUGGGUAUCAAUACUCCAGAAGAAUUAGGAUAUGACAAACCAGAAUUAGCCCUUGUAGCCCCAUAUCAAAUGUAAUUAAAAAUGUAUAAAUUUCCAUUUUAGUAUUUAUACAUGAAAGUGCAUCUUCAUCAAGAUUGUUGUUCACGAAAAGUUGAACUGUAUUGAAUAAAGUGUACUUUCAAUAGA
This is a messenger RNA of Vespula vulgaris, 665 nucleotides long. RefSeq names its product cytochrome c oxidase subunit 5A, mitochondrial (gene COX5A). NCBI's taxonomy places the organism in Eukaryota, Metazoa, Arthropoda, Insecta, Hymenoptera, Vespidae. The coding region runs from base 99 to 554 and encodes 151 amino acids. The record is from RefSeq and is a predicted model, not a curated record. Gene Ontology annotation, cellular component: mitochondrial inner membrane. The transcript is spliced from 2 exons. Gene Ontology annotation, biological process: mitochondrial electron transport, cytochrome c to oxygen.